AUGUCGCGCCAGGCUCAGAACCCCGAUAUCACGCUCUUCUUCCUCGGGGCCUCGCGCGCCAUCCGCAUCGCCUGGCUCCUGGAGGAGCUCAACCUGCCGUACCAACUGGUGUCGUCGCCUCGGGCAUCCAACGGGCUCGCGCCGGAGGAAUUCAAGGCCCAGAUCCCCACGAGGAUGGGGAAGAGCCCCGUGGUCACGGACGGGGAUUUGGUGGUCCAGGAGAGCGCGGCGAUUGCGGAAUACCUCUGCGAAACAUACGAUCCUCAGGGCCGCCUCCUCCCCAAGGAGCGCCGCGCCCGGGCAAAAGUGAGGGAAUGGAUGGCUGCCGCCGAGGGGACAUUCAUGAUCCACGCUCUCGCGAUCCUCUACGCACGCUGGCGCCUCCCGAAGCCUGCGUCUAAAUACCUCCCGGAGAUGGAAAAGGGACUGGCCCCCAACGUGCACAACGCCCUGAACUGGCUCGAAUCCGAGCUGGCAGAUGGGAGACGAUACCUGGUGAGCCGCGAAGGCGAGGGCGAGGGCGAAGCUGCAGCAAGCGGAGGCGAUGACGAGUGCGCCGGAGAACGCGACGGCAAAGGCAGGCGCGGCGUGGCCCACGACGGCGUCUCAGCAGCGGACAUCUUGAUGGGCUUCAGCAUCGACUUCAUCUUCGCGAGGAGCCUGGGCACUGAAGGCGCGGAUUGGCCAAAUGUGCGGAGGUGGUUGCACGGCAUCAAGCAACGAGAGGCAUAUACCAGGGCGGUCAAGAAGACGGGGUAUUCUCUCUAG
Cladophialophora immunda is the source of this 768-nucleotide messenger RNA. RefSeq lists its product as uncharacterized. The record is from RefSeq and is a predicted model, not a curated record. The transcript has 3 exons. NCBI's taxonomy places the organism in Eukaryota, Fungi, Ascomycota, Eurotiomycetes, Chaetothyriales, Herpotrichiellaceae. Bases 1 to 768 code for a protein of 255 amino acids.